AUGAAAGUGAAAAGUGAAAGUGAAGUCGCUCAGUCCUGUGUCGGACUCUUAGCGACCCCAUGGAUUGCACCCUACCAGGCUCCUCUGCCCAUGGGAUUUUCCAGGCAAGAGUACUGGAGUGGGUUGCCAUUGCCUUCUCCCUUCAACUGUUUAGUAGCUCUUUUUAGCCAUGAUAAUAGUUUAUUAAUAGUUAAAUUUAGUGCUUCUGGGAUGAGGGUAAGAACCCUCAGGGAUGGUGUCUUAGACUGGUCUGAUUCAGGCCCUACUGGUUUAGAGGAAAUAGCCAUUGGUUCAUUCAAGAAGUAUUUAUUUGGUACUGGGGUACCAAGCACUGUUUUGGGGUGA
This is a messenger RNA of Rangifer tarandus platyrhynchus (Svalbard reindeer), 345 nucleotides long. NCBI's taxonomy places the organism in Eukaryota, Metazoa, Chordata, Mammalia, Artiodactyla, Cervidae. The record is from the annotation of a GenBank genome assembly.